GAGGAGGUCUUCUUCUGAUCUAUCCUCGCACAGGACACCAUCUGUCGCUUAUCGUCGUUGGAAAUAUCUAAUAUCCAACAUGAUAUGUGAUCCGAAUCCGACAACGAAGGCAUCCAAAGCGAUGUUUGGACACUGAGAUUUCCUGUCGGAUUCGGGUUUUAGGUCACCUUUUGACUCUUGCGUAGAUCACAAGUUCGCGUUCAGAAUCUCUCUCGCACUCGCCUGAUGCUUUAAAUCUUUCUCGCGUUUCCUCCGUGGAAUCCAAUACCUUGCCAUGGCGUCUUCUUCCUCAACGUUUGCUCUGAAGGAGGUGCUGGGCGAGCUCGAUCGCGGCUCCUACGUCACCCUCCUCUCUAAGAUCAUCGGCGAGGCCCGCCACGUCCAGAACAAUCCCCCGGAUUUGAUCCCCAAGGAGGACCGCGUCGCCCGCCACGUCCUCGACUCCCUCCUCCCCCUCAGCACCUCCACCGGCGGCGGCCCCCUCGUCGUCUCCCACAUCGCCUACGCUGAGGGCCGCGGCAACGUCAUCGUCGAGUACCCUGGCUCCGACCCUGCCCGCAUCAUCUCCUUCGUUGGCUGCCACAUGGACGUCGUCACUGCCGAUCCCACCGACUGGGAGUUCGAUCCCUUUUCACUGAGCGUGGAUGGGGAUAAGCUUCGGGGCCGGGGGACUACCGACUGCCUUGGGCACGUGGCGCUGGUGACGCAGCUGAUGCGAAGGCUUGGGGAGACGAAGCCUGAACUUAAGAACACUGUGGUGGCCGUGUUCAUUGCAAACGAGGAAAACUCGUCAGUGUUGGGGGUCGGUGUGGAUGCCCUGGUCAAAGAUGGGUUGCUUGAUAAGCUAAAGGCCGGACCUUUGUUCUGGAUCGAUACGGCAGAUAAGCAACCCUGUAUUGGUACUGGGGGAAUGAUAGCAUGGAGGCUGCGGGCUACUGGGAAACUUUUCCACAGUGGUCUCCCGCACAAGGCAAUCAAUCCAUUGGAGUUGGCCAUGGAAGCCUUUAAAGAGAUUCAGCUGAGAUUUUACAUGGACUUCCCUGCACAUCCCAAAGAAGAGGUUUAUGGAUUUGCCACACCUUCAACAAUGAAACCAACCCAAUGGAGUUAUCCUGGAGGUGGCAUCAAUCAGAUUCCAGCUGAAUGUACAAUAUCAGGAGAUGUGAGAUUAACUCCUUUCUACAGUGUUACAGAUGUCGUCAAGAAGUUAGAGGAAUAUGUAGACGAUAUAAAUGCCAACAUAGAGAAGUUGGGCACGCGUGGACCUGUUUCAAAAUAUGUUCUUCCAGAUGAAAAUUUGAGGGGAAGGCUUACAAUCACUUUUGACGAGGCUAUGACCUCCGGAGUUGCUUGUAAUCUUGAUUCUCGUGGAUUCCGUGUUUUGUGCAAAGCAACAGAGGAAGUACUUGGUCACGUGAAGCCUUACUCGAUAACUGGAAGUCUGCCCUUGAUUCGAGAAUUGCAGGAUGAAGGUUUUGAUGUUCAGACUUCUGGAUAUGGGAUAAUGGCUACAUACCAUGCCAGGAAUGAGUACUGCCUAUUUUCGGACAUGUGCCAGGGUUUUCAGGUGUUUGUGAGCAUCAUUUCCCAGUUGGAAGCAGAUAGUAAUUGACCAACAGACCCAUCUUCCCAAUGUAUUCAAGGUUUAUCAGUUGGAUAAUUGACUCAUUUUGGCACGAUAUUAAUCAGAUAGAAUGCUGCUUGAAUUAUGUUAUUAUCUGCUUAUAGGAUAAUUAACCUUCUUGCCUA
Molecule: messenger RNA, 1749 nt
Organism: Musa acuminata AAA Group (dessert banana)
Lineage: Eukaryota; Viridiplantae; Streptophyta; Magnoliopsida; Zingiberales; Musaceae
Product: acetylornithine deacetylase
Exons: 10
Coding region: 275-1612 (445 amino acids)
Molecular function (GO): hydrolase activity
Source: RefSeq, a predicted model, not a curated record